Messenger RNA from Acanthosepion pharaonis, 1068 nucleotides. The record is from the annotation of a GenBank genome assembly. NCBI's taxonomy places the organism in Eukaryota, Metazoa, Mollusca, Cephalopoda, Sepiida, Sepiidae.
AUGGUUUUUUCACUGAGGAAACAUGGCUUUAAGGAACUUGAUUCAGUGUAUGAAGAGACUAACAUUCACAUUAAACUCCAGAAGAGUAACCACUUUGACAUCUCAGAUGAUUUCAAAAACAAAGAUCCAACGGAAGUUAUCCAGAAUUUAGAUCCGGACAUGAAGAAAAAACUGAAAAUUAUUCAGUUGGAAUAUGAAGUUCUCUUACAGAUGGGAGGUAUUACAGUACCUGAGAAAAUGACUGAUGCUCUUUGGCUUGAGAUGCUUCAGUUCACAACAGCUAAUGCCAGAAAACGUCAUUAUCGCUAUCUCAGAAAAACUGAAGUCAAUUAUUUGGCCAGACAACAAAAGAAGCAGAAACGUAUGCAGGAAAACCAGAAACAGGAAAAUGUUGACUACACAGAAUUGCAAAAAAACACCAUUUGUCUGUUUGUACGAAAAAAAACAAUGAACAAUUUCUACUACUCCCGUUUGGCCCAUUCCAUGUUAUUUGGCCAGCCGAUUGUCUUUGACAUGAAUUUUGAACAUGUCAUGAGACCACAGGAUGUAGUCCGACUAUUUGACCAGUUCCUGUUGUCUCAUGGGUCUAACAAGAUACAUCGGGAUCCAUUUCAUUUUGUGCUUUGUAAUCACCACAAGGACAGCUAUUUUCAGAAGAUAUUUGACAAGAAUUGCCUUAAUCGAAGUCAAGACGAAUAUCUCUUCACUCUCACCAAUCAGAGUUAUUUAGACUUGUAUCCACACAGUGAUCUGGUUUAUUUGACACCUGAUGCCCCACAAGAAUUGACCACUUUUGACCACAAUGCCAUUUACAUUUUGGGUGGAUUGGUUGACAAAGUCAAUGCCAAGCCACUGACUUUGGCCAAAGCUAAAAGAGAAAAAAUAAAAAUGGCUAAACUUCCUUUGGACCGUUACUUAAAAUGGUCAAUAGGAAACAAAAGCUUAACCCUAAACCAAGUGGUAGACAUCAUGUUAGAACUGAAACUCAACAAGAAUUGGCCGGAAGCAUUGGUCCAUGUGCCUCGUCGAAAGGUCACAGAGCACAAGAGAAAAAUUCUAAGACAGUAG